CCUCUGACAGUACUUAUUUCAUUGUAAAAUUAUUACAACUUGUUAAAUCAUGUAGCUAAGUCGAUCUCCUACCAAAAAACCUCAUCCAUGUUCAAAAUUUAAGUGUUAUCACGAUGAUUUCGUACAUUUCAAGAAUAUUGUCAUACGAAGGUAUAAAAAUUCCAGCAUUAGGCACUAGAAACUUCCAUGAAAAAAGUGAUGAACCGAAGAGUCCAAAUGUAAAAACUGAAAUUCCAGGUCCAAAAUCAAAAGCACUAUUAAAACAAUUAAAACUUUAUCAGAAUGUGGGAAACGCAGAACUUUUUGGAAACUACGAAAAGUCGAUUGGAAACUACUUAGUAGAUGCAGACGGUAAUAUUUUUUUGGAUCUAAAUAUGCAAGGAUCGAAGAUACCACUUGGAUACAACUUUAAGGAAUUGACAAGCGUAUUUUCUGGUCCGAAAUAUUUGCAUUAUAUAAUCGACGCCAUCAAUUUGAAUGCAUUUCCCGGAACUUGCUGUCCUUCAAGAAUAGGAAAAAUUAUCGAUAGGGUUUCUCCAAAUCUACCAAAUCUUUGCGUAUGUCCAUGCGAUUCGACUGCCGUCGAAGAAGGACUGAAGGCCAUAAUGGCUGCUUAUCAGAUGCAGAUCAAUGAAGAAAAUUUAGGCUCUGAAGCUCUUGGAGAGGCAUUAUUAAAGCAAGGUGGAAAUAAAGGUUCUCCAAAGCUCUCCAUAUUGUCUUUCAAAAAUUCGCUGCACGGAAGCACCAUUGGGGCUCUAAACGUUUCUAACGCUGAUCCAUGGAAAAAAGUUGACUUCGCUACCUUCGAUUGGCCCGUCGCCGAUUAUCCAGAGUACAAAUAUCCAUUGGAUGAGAACGUAGAAUACAAUGAUAUACAGGAUAAUCAAAGUUUAGCCAUGGUUGAAGAUCUGAUUACCACAUGGCAGAACAAAAACAUACCAGUAGCUGGAAUCAUCAUUGAACCUCUUCAAAUUACAACCAAUCAUGUCAUUUCCCAAAAUUUUAUGCUAGGCCUAGAAGGACUUACCAUCAAACAUGGUAUAUAUUUAAUGUUUGACGAAAGUAAAACGUGCUGUGGCGCAACAGGUCGGUUCUGGGCACACGAACAUUAUCCCUUGAAUUGUCCUCCAGACAUUCUGACUUUUGGUGGUAAAACUCAGAUUUCGGGGUUCCUUCAUAAGACAGACUUGAACCCGGUACAAAACAACCCUCUUUUAUCAUCCGGUUCCCUUAGCGUAUCCAAACUUAUCCUUUUUGAAGCCAUCAUAGAUUUCAUUGAAAAGCACAAUUUAAUGAGAAGCGUCCAAUUAACCGGAGACGUUCUAAAAGGAGAUUUACUGGAGCUACAAAACCGGUAUAACGAUUUGAUCCAUUCGACAAGAGGGUUGGGUACAAUUUUGGCGUUUGACGUUAAAACUCCAAAACUUACCGACGAACUUAUUUUGAGAUUACGAAACAAAGGAAUACUGUGCGGGAAAUGUGGGCUACAAGGUAUUGCAAUUAGACCCUCUCUAACUUUUAACAAGAAACAUGCUGAAAUCUUUGUUGAUAACCUUGAGAAGGUAAUUAAAGAGGCCGGAUUUAAACCAACAAAUCCUCAAGAGUUCAUCACUUGUAAAUGUAAAAACGUCGUAUCUCCCACUGAAAGCAUUUUUCAACGUAUAGCUGAACCUUUACCGUUAGAAAAACAAAGCCCCACAACAUCUGCUGAGACCGUUUUUCGAAGCAAAGCUGAACCUUCGUCUUUGGAAACACAAACCGAAGUAACAACACCUGCUAAAACAAUUUCUCAAAGCAAAGCUUUAGAAAAACAAAGUCACUCAACAACACCUGCUGAAACCGUUUUUCGUAGCAAAGCAGUUUCUUCAGAAAAACAAAGGAUCACAACGACUGGUGAAACCGUUUCUCAAAGCUCAACUAAACCAUUACCUUUAGAAGAUGAAACCCCAGGAAUAACACAUAAUGAAACCGUUAUUCGCCGCGAAGCUAAACCUUUACCUUUAGAAAAACAAACCAUCGCAACAAUACCAGUUGAAACUGUUUCUCAAAGCUCAGCUAAACAUGCAUCUCUAGCAAAGCAAGCCACAGCAAUAACACCUAGUGAAGUUAAACAUUUACCUUUAGAAAAACCAACGAUGGCAACAACGCCUGGUGAAACUGUUUCUCAAAGCUCAACUGAACCAUUACCUUUAAAAAAGCAAACCCCAGCAAUAACAUCUAGUGAAACCGGUUUUCGCAGUAAAGUUGGAACAUUAUCUAUAGAAAAGCAAAGCUCUAUAACAAAAUCUACCGCAACAACACCUUCUGAAACUGAAACUGUUUCUCAAAGUUCAGCUAAACAUGUACCUCUAGAAAAACAAGCCACAACAAUAACACCUAAUAAAGUUAAACAUUUACCUUCAGAAAAAUCAACGAUUGCGACAACGCCUGCUGAGAGUGUUUCUCAAAGCUCAGCUGAACCGCUACCUUUAAAAAGGCAAACCCCAACAAUAACACCUACUGAAACCGUUCUUCGCAGCAAAGCUGAAACUUUACCUAUAGAAAAACAAAGCCCUACAACAAAACCCACUGGUACCAUUUUUGAAAGAAAAGCUCAACCUUUACCUUUAGAAAAACAAACCACCACAACAGCACCUGCUGAAACUGUUUCUCAAAGCUCAGCUAAACGCAUACCUCUAGAAAAGCUAGCCACAGCAAUAACACCUAGUAAAGUUAAACAUGUACCUUUAGAAAAUCCUUUACAAGAACAAACCUCAACAAUAGCACAUAGUGAAACUGUUUAUAGCAACAAAGCUGAAACUUCACCUACAGAAAAACAAAGCCCUACAACAAAAUCUACUGGCACCGUUUCUCAGAGAAAAUCUGAAAGUUCUCCUUUGGAAAAACAAACCGUUUUUCAAAGCAAAUCUGAGUCUAUACCUUUAGACAAACAAACCAUAGCACCACCUUCUGAAACUGCUUCUCAAAGCUCAGCUGAACCUGUACCUCUAGAGACAAAAUUCACAACAAUAACACCUAGUAAAAGUAAACAUAUACCUAUAGAAAAACAAACCACAGUAACUCCUGACGAAAAAAUUUACCAAAACAAAGAUGAACCUUUAAAAGAACAAAUCAUUGAAACAACACCAUCUGAAAUCACAGCUGAACCUAUGCAAUUAGAGAAACAAACCACAAUAACAACACCAAGCGAAACAACUGACCAAAGAAAAGCUGAACCGUUACACUUAGAAAAGCAAUCUCCAGCACCAACACCUGAUGAAGCACUUCACCAACCCACAACUGAACCUUUAUCUUUAGAAAAGCAAACCAUCGCCACAACACCUGCCAAAUCCGAUUCUCAAACUACAGCUGAACCUUUACUGUUAGAAAAACAAACCCCAAAAGCAACACCAGAUGAAACCAUAUUCCAAAGCAACGUUGAAGAACAAGCCACUACAAGUGCUGAAAAAGUUUCUCAAGCCCUUCCAACUGAAUCUUUUCCUUUAGAGAAACAAACCCCAGCCAGAACACCUGAUGAAGCAAUAUUCCAAGGCAAUGUUGAACCUUUACCUUUAGAAAAACAAGCCACUACAACAACAACUGCUGAAACGGUUUCUGAAACCACAGCUGAACCUUUUCAUUUAGAAAAACAAACCUCAGCAUCAUCUAACGAAACAACAUUCCAAAGCAACGUUGAACCUUUACCAUCAGAAGAACAAGCCGUUACAACAACGACUGCUAAGACCAUUUCUCAAAGUUCAUCUCAAUCUGUACCUUUAGAAAAACCAACCCUAGCAAUAACACCUAGCGAAACCGUUUUUAAAAAUAAAGCUGAAUCAACAAUUUCAGAUCCUAAAUCCGAAAACAUAGAAAAGAUACGCCAGUCCAGUUCAUUAAUUACGGAUGCACAGUCCUUAAGUUCCAACAAAGGUAGUGGUUCAAAAAAGAAAUAUCCUUGGUCAGAGCCCUUUUGCGACCAGAAAUCUGGAAAAGUAGACAAAAAUGUUAAAAUAAAAAAACUGACAUGCGUUAUAAAGCUACCGAGAUUGUUACCGAUUAAAGAUCCAAAAAAAUCUAGCUCACAAAUAUGCGAAAAGCCAAAAUCGCCGCCAAAAUCCAAGAAAAAACCAACACCUGCCCCAUGCACGUGUGGUGCCCGUGAUUCUGGAGGGUCGGCACCAAAAUCCAAAACAAAGAAAUCUGCGUCAAUAUCAGAAAAAUCAAAAUCUGAACCGAUAUGUGCCAAAUCGAAGGAAGACAAAUUGGAUGUAACGUACUCAAAGAAAAAAUCCAAGAAAAAAUCCACGAAAAAACCAAAACCACCUGCGCCAUGCCCAUGUGGUGGAAGUGGAACUAGUGGAUCAGAUAAAGGACCAAAAAAGAAGAGUAAAAGUACAAGUUCAAAAAAAAUUAAAAUAAUUUGUUCAAAAUGUCGAAGAAAACCGUCAAAGCGUACAUCAAUUAAAAACGCAAUAAAGAUAAUUUGUACAAAAUGCAAAUCAGGAAAAAAGAAAAAACCGAAGUCUGUGAAAAAUGCAAUUAAAGUAGUUUGUUCGGCAUGCAGAAAACCAUCGAAACCAAAGUCCUCGGGAUCUAAAAACGCAAUAAAAAUAGUUUGCUCUGGCUGUAAAAAGAAAAAACCAAGGCUCAAGUCAAAAUCUUCAAUCAAAAUAGUUUGUUCAAAAUGUAGAAAAUCGAAAAAACCCAAGUCUGCAGGCUCAAAAUCCUCAAUAAAAAUAGUUUGUUUAAAAUGCAAGAAACCUAAAAAAACAAAACGUUCAAAAAAUGCUAUCAAAAUAGUUUGUUUAAAAUGUAAACGGCCAAGAAAAGCCAAGUCUAGUGGAAAUUUAAUAAAAAUAGUUUGUUCAAAAUGCGGUAAACCAUCAAAAAAGUCUAGAAAAUCGAGUGCUUCAUCAAUAAGAAUCCUUUGUUUAAAAUGCUUAGGUAAACCUCAAAGAUCUACGCCAAAGAGAACCUCGUCAUUAAAAAUAGUUUGUUCAAAAUGUAAAAGAAAACCAUCUAAAAGAACAAGCCCAAAAAACGCAGUAAAAAUUGUUUGUUCCAAGUGCAAAACCUCGCCAUCGGGAAAAAAGCCUAAAAGUCCCAAAAACGCAAUAAAAAUAACUUGUUCAAAAUGUAAAAAAAAAUCGUCAAAAACAAACAUUCAAUUCUCUAAAAAUGCAAUAAAAAUUAUAUGUUCAAAGUGUUUAAAAAAACCUACAGGACGGAGUUCUAAAAACUCAGUAAAGAUAGUGUGUUCAAAAUGUAAAAAGAAACGGUCAGGUGCUAAAGCCUCCAAAGGUUCAGUGAAAGUAGUUUGUACCAAAUGUAAGCGAAAAAUGCGCCCAAAACGUUCGUCUUCAGCUAUAAAAAUACCUUGCUACAGAUGUGCAAUGGGUUUACAAAACGCAUUGGUAAUGCCUUGGCCAACAGAACCAGAAUGUUCGAAAAAAGCUUUACGCGAAUCUUUAAAGCCGUGGCCGAUGAAAGGCCAAACAGGUGGUAAGAAAGGUGGUAAAGGUAAAGGAAAAAAAGCCUUUGAUGUAGAAUACUCAAAAUGUCCAAAACGUAAGAAGUCUGGAAUGUCUUGGAAAAGGGAAUCACAAUUACCCGUAGAAACGAUAUUCAUUAAAGCAUUACUGAGACAAAAGAGCAACAAAUUGGAGGUAGACUACAGUAAAUUGAAACAAUCGUCGAUAACAUUAAACCAAAACAAAUCUGAAUUAAUAGAAGCACAAUCAAAAUUGACGUCUCAUGAUAAGUUAAAAGAAAAUAAUAAUAUGAAUAUUCAGAAAUUAGAAGUUUUGUACACAAAAGUUCCAACACCUAGUUUGAAGGCUUUAAAUAAACAAGAUACAGCACAACAGUCUUUAAAGUUAUUCCAAAGUACCAAAAAUAAUAAUAAAGCAGAUGAUUUGACAAAAGAUGGUCAAUGGCCGGAUCAAAUGUCAUCGACAAGAAAUAGAGAAGAGCGUGUGAAAGAAAAAGUUCCAACAGUAAAUAAAGAGUCAGUAAUACAAAGGGCGAAAAGGGCAGUUUGGUCUUUAUUUUCUCCAGAUAGGUCUAGGGAAUCUUCAAAAGAAUUUAAUCAAAAAUUAGAAGUUUUUUAUAAAAAAGUUCCAUUAGAAGACAAUAUGUCUUACUUAAACGAAUCUAAAAAUGUAUUAAAAAGAUCAGAAAUAAAUUCAGCAAAGCGACCAAGACUAAACGAACAGAAACCAAAAGAGUCAGACCUAAAUUUAAAGUCAGAAGGUAAACCAAUAUCAAUAGAUAAGUCAACAAUUGGUUUAAAAGAGAAAGUCCAAGAACAAAAUCCAAACUUGUUACUAAAGGAUUCAUCAGACAGUACAAACCUAGUAAAGCCUGCAAGACAAAAAGAGCAAAAACCAAAAAUUUUAUCAAAAAUAUCAGAAUUAGAUUGGCCUUGGACGGAUUUAAAGUCACAAGCUGAACCAAUAUCGUUAGAUAAAUCGCCAAAAGAAACAAGUGGCCUAAAAGACAAAAGUCAAAAAGUUAUAUUAACUGAUUCAACAGGUGACACGAACUCAUUAAAAACUUUAAGACAUACAGAACAGAAGCUGAAAGACUCGACGCAAGUAAGAACAAACUUGUUUCCAACGUCAGAAGGCAAACCAGCACAAGUGGAUAUGUCGUCAAAAGAAACUACUAAACUAAAAGCGGAAGAUCAAAAACGAGAUCAAAAUGUGCUAUUAACAGAUUCAUCAGGCGAUAGAAAUCAAUUAAAGACCUUAAGAAAAAAAGAACAAAAAUCGAAUUUAUUGUUAAAAGAUUCAACACAAGUUGGAACAAAUAAGUCGUCAAAAGAAACUACUAAACUAAAAGAGAGAGAUCAAAAACUUGUGAUACUAACAGAUUCAUCAGGCGAUACAAAUCAAUUAAAUACAAGACAAAAAGAACAGAAGCCAAACUUCUUGUUAAAAAAUUCAACAUUAGUUGGAACUAACUUGUCCCCAAAGUCAGAAGGUAAAUCAGUGGAUAAGUCUUCAAAAGAAACUACUAAACUGAAAGAGGAAGAUCAAAAACGAGAUCAAAAUGUGCUACUAACAGAUUCAUCAGGUGACACAAACAAAUUAAAUGAAAGACAAGAAGAACAAAAGCCAAACUUCUUGUUAAAAGACUCAGCACAAGUUGAAACAAACUUGUACCAAAUGUCAGAAGAUAAAACAGCAUCAGUGGAUAAGUCGUUAAAAGAAACUACUAAACUAAAAGAUGAAGAUAAAAAACGAGAUCAAAAUCUUCUACUAACAGAUUCAUCAGGCGACACAAACAUUUUAAAUGAAAGACAAGAAGAACAAAAGCCAAAUUUCUUAUUAAAAGAUUCACCACAAGUUGGAACUAAUUUAUCAGGCGACACAAACCAAUUAAAAACAAGACAAAAAGAACAAAAUUUGUCAAAAAUAACUGCUGUUUUAAAAGAAAAAGGCCAAAAACAGGAUCCGAUUGGGCUACUAACAAAUUUAUCAGGAGACACAAACCAAAAAGAACAAAGUCCAGAAAUGUUUUUCUUUGAUCAAAAGUUAGAAGGUAAAACAGCUGAUUUAAAAGAGGAAGGCAAGGACCAAGAUUCGAUUGCGUUACUAACAAGAGAUCAAAAUACUGUGAAGACAGAACAAUUUUUAGAAGAAUCAGAGGUUGGAAAGCGCUCUGAUGCAAAUUCAAAAAAUAUACCAGAAUCAAUGGAUAGACCAACAAAAGAAAUGAGUUUAAAAGAAGAAGACCGCAACCAAAGAACGAAUGUAUUAAAAGAUGCAAGUGACUUAUGUAGCUGUAUAUUUCCAAAAUAUCACUCAAAAGAAAAGUCAAACUUGACAUCAAAUGAUUCAUCAAGUGAACCACCUUGCGCAAAUUUGAAUUUAUACUUCACCUUCAAUUUCGAAAUUGGUGAUGAAACAUCAUCUCCAACAGAUCCUUCAAAACAAUUAAAAGAUCCGAAAGGAGAAGAUAAAAAUCAAAAACCGAAAAUGGUACUAAAAGUAUCAUCAGAAGAUCCAAAUAGCUCGACCGUGAUGGCAAAAAGUGAAGUACAUCCAACGAAAUCUUUGGAAGAUCCUGACCAUUUGGAAUAUGAAGUUCAAGAAUCACAGUUGAGUGAACUAUUAAACGAGUCAUUAGUUCGGAGGACAAACUUGAUCUUAAAGUCAGAGUGUGAACUUGUACAGACGGCUAAGCAAGUAAAGGAGGCAAAUGAUGCAGAAGGUUCAUUAGAAGGUAAUACAAUCUUAGAAUUGAUGUCAGAAAAAAAAUCAGUACAAUUAACAAACGCGAAAGAAGACAGAAAAUACGCAAAACUUGAAGGGCAAGCAAAACAAGAAUCAGCGGAAAUAAAAUGUUUGAAAGGGGACGUUGAAAAACCAAAACCAAAUAUUCUAAUCGAAGAUUUAUUAGAUGAUUCAACAAACACAGACUUGUCAAAAUCUGAGGCACCAGAAGAGAAAAAAUUUUCAAAAAUGGGAGAUCAAGAAGAAAAAACGAGUUCUCUACUAAAAAACUCUUUAAAGGAAAAAUCUAAUAUAAAUUUAAAACCGAACGAAACUACUCGUAAAUCAAAAUACACAACACAGGCGUCAGAAAAGACAGCAUGUCCUAACGAAGACAUUGAAGACAUAAAAGAAGCUAAUAUGUUAGUAAAAAAUUUGUUAACGGAAAGGAAGGAAACAUUAGGAAUUGCCAAAAUGUCCAGCGUAAAAUCACCAAAUGAUCUGGUUAUCCUAAACAAAGAAAAUGUAAGUUUAAACUGGGAAGACAACGAUAAAUGUAUAUUGAAUUGGAUGUCAGAAAAAGAACGAGUAUGGGCAGGAAUAAAAACAAUUUCAAAAGCUGAUAGUAAAGAAAACUUUUCCAAAAUACAACUAGUGUCGAACAGUGAACUUUUACGUAGAACAAAGUGGCAAACCGAAACAAAUUUGGAACCGAUAGGUUCAAAACCUAAAAUAUUCAUGGAGCAUUUACAUACUACUUCUCAUGAAGUAUUGAUAAAUGACAAACAUGAAGAAGAUCUAGGAAGUUCUAGUAGCACCGAAACAAUAUGUCCGAAAUGUAAAAAGCCGAAGAUGAAGAGCUUGAAGAGAAAAAUAACCAAAAUAGAUGCGCAUAGUGCUCCUUCCAAAGAGAAAGUUUCAGUGCCAAUAACAGAAUUUGCUUCCUUUUCAAAAAUUGAAAAAGUAUCAGAAUGCCCCUUGCCAUGUAAUAUUAAAAAUGCAAGAACAAAAUAUCAAAUUUUAAAGGCUGAGAGAAAAGUAAGAAUGUUGGAAAAACGAAACUUUAUACCGAAAAAUGAAUAAUUAUUAGAAAAAAAUUGGAAAUAGAAGACCGUCUGACAAAAAUUUAGGAAGAGAUACGUUGUGAAAAAGUGAAGAAAAUGCCUAUUAAUAUUGAUCAGUCCAAAAUCUGAGUGUCAAGCUGAAAAAUAUUCUCAUGUUUAUGGUAUAAAAAACGUAACAGAUAAUUAAUUUUAUGAGAGUGAUUGUGUAUCUGCAGUGAUUUUGAAUAAAAAGUUAUUUAAGUUUAA
This is a messenger RNA of Psylliodes chrysocephalus, 9508 nucleotides long. The record is from the annotation of a GenBank genome assembly. NCBI's taxonomy places the organism in Eukaryota, Metazoa, Arthropoda, Insecta, Coleoptera, Chrysomelidae.